Messenger RNA from Mizuhopecten yessoensis (Yesso scallop), 658 nucleotides. RefSeq names its product protein phosphatase 1 regulatory subunit 15B-like. Gene Ontology annotation, biological process: response to endoplasmic reticulum stress. Gene Ontology annotation, cellular component: protein phosphatase type 1 complex; endoplasmic reticulum. Gene Ontology annotation, molecular function: protein phosphatase regulator activity. NCBI's taxonomy places the organism in Eukaryota, Metazoa, Mollusca, Bivalvia, Pectinida, Pectinidae. The transcript is spliced from 3 exons. The record is from RefSeq and is a predicted model, not a curated record. The coding region runs from base 1 to 558 and encodes 185 amino acids.
AUGCUGACGGCACAAGAGAAACGGAUAUUCAAGGACGAACGGAAUGACAAGGAGGUAGCAAACCAAGGCACGGGAGUGAUGGACAAUAGUACAAGCAGAAUUGAGUCUGAUGACUUUUCAGGAGACAGUGGUGAUGAUUUUUCAGAUAGUGAUGGAGUAGAUGAGCUGGACUUUUUCUCCUGUCCAUUACAACUUAAUGUGUUUUGUCCUGUGAAACAACCUAUGGCUACCAACUCCCCUAAGGAACCCAGUCCAACCAACGGUUGUGAAAGUGACAAGAGACAACAGGAGAUACUGGAUGUUAACUUGAAAUGGAGCAUGAACUUUUCUAUAAGUCAACGGGAAAAAUCCAAAUCUAAGGUGACUUUUGCUGAGGGAGACCAGUUGUGUACAGUAUAUGAUUUGGAUGAUGAAGACCGGAAAUCACACUGGGAGGAAUGUGUCCGUGAUAGGGAACGAUUUCAACGCCGAAUUACUGAAGUGGGGGAGAUCAUGAAGCCUGUGUUAUCGAUGGAGAGAAGAGAUAGAAUUUAUCACCAAUAUUUAAAACAGAACUGAAGACAGACUACGAUACAGAUGAUGACUAGAGACUGAGGUUAUAAUGUGAUGGUUGAUAUAUAAGUACAUACAUUUAGAGGCCAUUGUAUUUCUUGAUUCA